AUCAGUGGAUCUGUGGGAGUUCUGGUACCAUUUAGUUCACGUGAAGAUCAUGAUUUCUUUCAACAUCUUGAAAUGCAUAUGAGAAGUGAAAAUCCACCACUUUGUGGAAGAGAUCAUUUAAGUUUUAGAAGUUACUACUUCCCUGUCAAGAAUGUUCUGGAUGGAGAUUUGUGUGAGCAAUUCAAUUCCUUGGAGCCAGCGAAGCAAAAAAGUAUUGCUGGGGAUUUGGAGAGGAAUCCUAGUGAAGUUUCUAAGAAAUUGGAAGACAUAAGAACGCACUAUGCUUUCUAAUCUUAUUGUCGACUUGUACUACCUUACUGUGUUAACAAAUGUAAUUUUUGUCUACAUUUUGAAACUAUUGUAUAUAUUAAAUUUUA
This is a messenger RNA of Ctenocephalides felis (cat flea), 377 nucleotides long. Its product is annotated as splicing factor 3B subunit 3-like. Gene Ontology annotation, biological process: mRNA splicing, via spliceosome. The transcript has 2 exons. Gene Ontology annotation, cellular component: U2 snRNP; nucleus. The record is from RefSeq and is a predicted model, not a curated record. NCBI's taxonomy places the organism in Eukaryota, Metazoa, Arthropoda, Insecta, Siphonaptera, Pulicidae. Gene Ontology annotation, molecular function: U2 snRNA binding. The annotation marks the transcript as partial.